Messenger RNA from Dracunculus medinensis (Guinea worm), 2601 nucleotides. The record is from the annotation of a GenBank genome assembly. Lineage: Eukaryota; Metazoa; Nematoda; Chromadorea; Rhabditida; Dracunculidae.
AUGGCUGAAAUAUUAUGUUGUAGACCGUGUAAACCGAGGUAUCGACGACUCGUGGAUGCGAUUUAUCCACGAAAUCAGUUGGAUGGAUUAAUUAAUUCGAAUAUGCAAAAGUUAACAUUUUACGCGAUUUCGCAACCCGAGAAGUUAGGUCGAAUUGCCGAAUAUAUCGUUUUACGAAUGUCUCGAGAUUUAUCUCGGCAACGUUAUAAUCAAGUUAAGAUAUCAGUUGAAGCAAUGGAUCAGUUACUUCAAAGUUGUCAUAAUCUUUCAAGUCUCAGUCAGUUUAUUGAGAGUUUCCUCAAAAUGUUGCAAAAACUUUUGGAAACGAAUAAUCUUCAGAUGGAGAAGAGAGCGACAGAUUCAUUUGUUAAUUUUGCGAAUAUUGAAGAAAAUACACCCGCAUAUCAUCGAGAAUACGAUUUUUUCAUUUCAAAGUUUGCAGCGAUGUGCCAUUCAAAUCAAGGAGAAAAUGCAAAAACAGUUCGAUAUGCUGGUCUAAGAGGAUUAAGAGGUGUUUUAUGGAAAUCUGCAAGCGAUCCAUUGCAAACAAGUAUUUGGGAACGACAACAUAUGGAAAAAAUCAUCCCAUCAAUAUUAUUUAAUCUGCAAGAUGAUGGUUGUUUUCAUUUAUUUUCCUUUGAUAUUUUUAAAAAUUCAUAUGAUAUUGAUGGUAAUGAGAUUGAUACCUCGACAGGCAUCGUUUUUCUUGAUCAACCAUAUGCUGUUGAUGGAAUUGCUGAUAGUCCAAAAACAUUAGCGGACCAAUUUUUGAGAGAGUUAAUGGCUAAAGCACCUUUUGGAUUAAAUUCUGUUCUGGAACCCGUUCUGAAACAUUGUGAUUUGCAUGAAAAGUGGAACCCUCCACCCAUUUUUGCAGUGCAGACGUUCAGAGCAAUUAUGUAUAGCGUUAAAGAUCCUUGUUUCGUUAUUCAGGCUCUAAUACAUCAUCUUGAAAAUAUGUCAAACUCGAACGCUUCAGUUCGCAUUGGAAUCGCUACUGUUUUAUCAAGUAUAGUCUCUAUUGCUGGUUCUAGCAUUGGGCCAUCUUUGCUUGGUAUUUUUAAUUCAUUAUUGAAGCAACUUCGUCAGUCUGUCGAAUUUCAACAAACAGAGUGUUGUCCGUCCAUUGAAGAAGAAAAAAUUUAUCAGGAAACACUUAUAAAUACAAUGGGCGAUUAUGCAAAUGCUCUUCCUGAUUAUCAGAAGGUUGAAAUAAUGAUGUUUACGGUUGGAAAUAUACCAAAACUAUCAGAUGAUGGCCAAGCGCUUAAUCCUGGUGAUGCCUUCUUACAAAAUGUGCUUGUCAAAACCAUAUUAAGGGUUGCAACGAAAUAUAAAACAUCUUAUUUAGCAACUGUUUUCACAGAUUCUUUCUUAAUUACGAUGGUUCAAUUAGCGCUUUCAGCUGAUCCUAAUGUCAGACUUGAUACACAUCGUAUUUUUCAAACGCUUUUGGACAGACAUGAUAAUCUCUCUGUGCUCCAACAUCUACCAUAUGUCUUAGAUGUUUCGGAUUUACAGUUGACGGUUGAAAAGUGUUCUCGACCCGAUCAAAUGUUUAUGCGCAAACACAUCCAUUUGAUUGUCAAUAUGCUGUACAAGAGUGUUUGUUUGGUGCCUGAAAAUGAUUCGCAAUUUGAACAUAUGGAAGCAAUAUUAUGCACUAUGGCAUUAUUUUGUGUUGAAGUCGGGUAUGACGAGGUUCUUAUCGAACUGUUUCGUCUUUCUUUUGCUCUUCAGGCAAUUGCAUUAGAAUCUUCCAGUGGAUUUAGUCCUCAUAAGCGAAUAGCUAUUCAUAAUCUUGUUGCAAAAUAUUUGAAUUUAAGCAGUCAGUUAAUGGCCAUUCCAUCUCUUUGUCAGCAUAUGCAGCAAGUUAUUCAAAAAAGAAUAUCGCUCGGUUAUCGUUCGCUAUGUUUGUUACCCGAAUUGAACGUGCAGAAUGGUGAAAAUACGGAAAAAAUCAAAGAACAGAUUGCUGUUAUGCUAGAAGAAGAUGCGUCUUUGCUUUUUGACAAAAAUGAUGUAGCCGAGAUUUUAAAAGCAUCAGGCAAAGAUGUUCAACGUCUUGCCAUACCUUUUGUGGCAAAAAAUAAUGCUCUUUCUUUACUUCCUGGUAACAAUAUCAAUAAUUAUAUGGUGCUAAAAAAUACCGAUAAACCUGACGCAUUUUCUGGAAGAGGAAUAAGUGUUCAAGAUGAAGCGGAUGAAAAUUCAGUCGACAUGAGUAUUGACUGGAGCUACGAAUCAAUACGUGUAUCAAGGAAAAAUACUAUUUUUACAAUCGGGCAUGAAAAGAAAAAUAUUACUAAAGAACCAGUAACAGUGGAAACAUUGCGUAAUUUGCUUAAUUCUCCUCUUGAUACGGUGGAAGAAGAACGCAAAGAAGCGGAAAAAACACAACAAAUUUUGGAAAUGUUUCGAUCUGAACCAUUUGAUAAAUUGAUGGAAAGAAAUUAUCAGAGACGUGAAGAGAUUGAUUUAUCGAAGACUGUUAAGCGACUCUUACAAAAAACGAAUGAAUCAAAUCGUCUAAGUGAAUAUGGAAGUGGUGAUAAACCAAAGAAUAUAUUUGAAUUAAAAUUCCCUUCAUUUGUUUGCUGA